Pelagomonas calceolata is the source of this 603-nucleotide messenger RNA. NCBI's taxonomy places the organism in Eukaryota, Pelagophyceae, Pelagomonadales, Pelagomonadaceae. The record is from the annotation of a GenBank genome assembly.
UCGGGACGCUGUUUUUAUUCCUACACUCUACCCGACCGCGCACCCCUCGUCGCGCCCAGCGGCCGGGCUCCCGUUCGCGUCGAAGGCAAGGCAUCCCGCGCCCGUCGACGCAAACGUAUCGUCGUACUCCGGGAUGGCGCGCCGCGACGACUCGCGCGGCCGGCGCCGCGACCGCCGCUUCCGCGGCGAUUCGCAGUCGUCGUCAAUGUCGACUUCGGCGAAAGGCGACAGCGGCGACAGCACGACGAGGGGGUCGGCCACCCCACUAGCGUAUUUCUCGGCCGGCGGCGGCGCCACCCAGUCGUCAAAGGUCAUCGGGCCCGGCGGCCGCCGCGGCGUCGGCCGCAGGACGGGCGGCGCCGCGAUCGGCGGCGUUCGCGGCGGCGUUCGCGGCGGCGGCGGCAUCACGUACGGCGCGUCGGCGGGCGACGGCGGCGGUGCGCGGGGCACUGUCGCCAUCCGUUGCGAGGCAGAGGGAAAUAUCAUCUCCGUCGGCGCGCGUUCCUCACGCGCUGCGCUCCUCUGGUUCGCUCGUCAUCCUUCGUCGCGGCCACUGUUCGCAGCAAAACGUCCUCAACGGAAGACAUAAAGUGUGUUCGCAUA